CUCUGAGGCAUAAAAGGAAGGCUAGGCUGGCGGUUUUCAAGGGAAACUAAGUCUAAUCAUGCUUCUCUGAAAGUCACAAGGCAGAAGUUAUGUCAAAAGCAGAAUUUAAAAGAAAGAAAAAACACCAUGAGUUUGUCCCUCCCUCUUACUUACUGGAUUGUAAAUUAUCCCGAAGAAUCACAUCGAAAAGGAUCCUGGAACAGAAGUCUAGGGAGCAAAAACCUUUGACAGGAUCUCAUGUUUAUUGUUCACCUAUAGCCGGGAAGCACUUGCUUCGGGGUCCCCUCCUCCCAGCGCACACCGCCGCCUCGGGUCCCGCCCCGCAGCCCGGUUGCGAAGAGCCGGGGACGGAGCGGCGUGGACGCCGGAGGCCACCGGGAGAGAGCGGCUGCUGCCGCCGAGGCCCUUCCUCUCGUGCGGCGCCCCGAGCCCCUCGGCCCGCUGGCCAUGGCCGACAGCGGCGGCACGGGCAGCUCGGGCCCCUGGUGGAAAUCGUUAACGAACAGCAGGAAGAAAAGCAAGGAAGCCACGGUCGGGGCGCAGCCUCCCGCCCAGCCUGCCCCCGGGGAGCCCGCGCCGCCCGCGCCGCCCAGCCCGGACUGGACUAGCAGCUCCCGGGAGAAUCAGCGCCCCAAUCUCCUCGCGGGCGCCGGCGAUCCCCACAAGCCAGACAAGUUGGUCGCGGAGAAAUCCGGCAACAGCCGCCGCAAUUUGAAGAUUUCGCGCUCCGGGCGCUUUAAGGAAAAGAGGAAAGUGCGAGCCACUCUGCUCCCCGAGGGAGUCAGGUCCCUGGAGGAGGCAGGCUUCCCUGGCGACCCCCACGAUGACAAGCAGUAGCCGGAUCGGACUGUCCCCACCACGCCUCCCCAACCCCCAGUUCUAAACCCGAGAGUUCUGGCCUCCCCAGCGCUUGGUGCCUCAUCCCACCAAAUUCAGAAUCUUCACGCAAGGCUUCCAAGAUUUUAUUUUCUUGGACAUGGAAGUGUCAGUUGAGUUUGCAAUAUUUCAUGACCCAAGAAUGCGUUAAAUAUUUAUUUGUGGUUAAGAGAAGAUACCCGGCACAGAGAAAGUUGUCAUAAUAUUAUCUCCAAAAAGCUAUUCUGUGUGUCACCUGUGGGAGUGAGAACAGGUACGUUUCUAAGAGACCAUAGCUCCACUUGACCUGUGCAGCCCCUCCGAUAAGGAAGCCGGGCUCUAUCUAAUUCAGAACUCCUACUGGAGAGCAAAUCACAGGGCUGUUUUUAAUGCCUGAGAAAUACACUUUAGAAGCACUUCUGUCGACUUACACCUUAAGUGCAGGGAUGGGAGAGAGCAGGAGGCAUUCUAAGCAGGAACAUGUUAAGUAAGGAAAGAUUGCUUUUAAUGUUGAACUACAAAGCUGUCCUGUCUUCCUAUUUUACUGUGGACUAUUAAAAUCGUGGCACUGUAAGACUUAAGGUGACUUUUGUACUUUUUCCACGGUGAGACUGAAGCCCAUCAUACUUAAAAAGCAGGUGUGCAAAAUCUGAGGUGACAGAGUUAAUCAUUUGCCACCUAACAACUACUCUUGGAAACCUUUAUCGAGGAGAACAUUUCUAGAAACUAGUAACACGCAGGCUGGAACCAGUUAGCACGAUAUUCCCAUUUACUGACCAAAUUCCAGGAAGGGGGGUGGGGGGGAAAGGCCUUCAUUCAUUAUUCCUAAAUUCUCUUUUUUACUUCAGUGCAUCUUUAUACAUAAGUCACAAUGCUGGUCAUCAUUCUUUUCAGCCUCCUUGUGAACCUCACUAACAAUUGCCUACAAAUACGCAAACAGAUGGACUGGACUCUCAGUUUGUGCAAAGCCAGCUUCUUUUCCCACGCCUUUGUUUCAAAAGCUUCUUUAGUCUGAUGUAUGUAUGCAUUUAUCUAGUUUCAAAGCCUUCAGAUCCACCAACCUGAAGAUUCUUAACAAAAAUCUACCUGUUUGCUUUUGUUAUGAACUUCAAGAAAAAAAAAGAGUAAAUGAAUACCACUUGCUUUCAGCAAAUUACAAGAGGGUUAUUGUGGUUGUGACGGUCCACUGGGACCUUUCCCCACCACUAUUCAGUUCAUUUAUAAACAUCCCGAAAUGCAUAGCAGGGAAAUUAUAAUGAUCAAAGUGUAUUUUUUUAAGAUAAUUAUAAGCAAGAACUUGAUUGGAGCUUCUGAAUGUGUUAUAGGUAUGUAGAGAGGCAUUUUUCUGUUUCUUUCAAAUUAGUAAUUUGUAAAAUUGCAAACCAUGUUAAUUGUCUAAAGAGAUUUAACCAAGAAACUUGAUAAAAAUGGUUAAAAUGGUUUUAAAUGAGUGACUCAGGUCUGGGUACCAGCAGAACAAUAGGGUGUACCAUCUGAUACAUGAGUUUCCACAUACUAAAGACUUACUCCAAAGGAAAUUGUUUACAUAGGGAUUACGAACACCUUUAUAAGAGAAAGCAUGUGAGCCUUUUUUUUAUUUUUCUUUUUUAACCAUGAAAAGGCUUUUUUGGCGUGUAUUUAGAACUGGAAACUAAGUGACCAAAGUCUCCUCAGGGUGAGCUUCCUGGAUAAGAACGACUUUACAUCAGUGAUAAGUGGGCCUACCAUCUCCAGACUCUGAUGAAGACCUUGGGAGACUCAUGGCCCGGAAAGAAACUAUGGGAUGGCAGAGGGCUAGGGGUGCAUAGAGCAGAGCCGUCAAAUAAGGCUUUGGGACACCUUCGUGAAAUCAUUUCAUGUGACUCUGUAGAAAGUAAUAAACAUUAGAGUGGAUAACCAUCCAAAAUACUUUUCUCCUCCCUGGAAGACAAACAGAUUAGGACUGUACCUAUUUAUAAAAUUAAGCCUGCAAUUACACAAUUUUAAAAUCUUAUCCUAACUCUCAAAUCCACUGUCUUAGAGAACAUUUUUUUUUCUUAAAAAUUCCUUUAGAUCUACAAAACACUCACAUUUUUCCAGGUUUUAUAUCAUGUUUUGGAUCCUACCCAAUUCUAUAAUUGCUGGAGGUAAUCAAUAGCAGACAUAGCAGGGGAACUUAUUAACAAGACAUCUUUGCCCCACUGUUCUGAAAAAAUUUAAAGCCAUGCUAAUGGAAGUUAUGACGGUGAGUGCAGCUCACAAUCUGCGAUCGAGGUUUGUAAUUACAUAGUUUUAAAGCAGCCCUAAUCAGGCAGCAGCAGUGCCCUGAUUUAAUCCCAACUCAGUGAAACCAGAAACCAAGCAAAAUCGGGGAGAUAGAAAGAUCAUGAGUUAGAUGAGAUAAUUUGACAAAGUGUCUUUCUGGGAUUUAUACGAUUUAGAGGUGAUUAAUUGCAUUCCCAUAACAUAUACCGAUUUAAAAAAAUUUUUUUUAAUCCUCAAGAUAAUUUAUAGAAAAUAA
Hipposideros armiger (great roundleaf bat) is the source of this 3355-nucleotide messenger RNA. It is a transcript of the gene PRR15, whose product is annotated as proline rich 15. Bases 448 to 837 code for a protein of 129 amino acids. The record is from RefSeq and is a predicted model, not a curated record. The transcript is spliced from 2 exons. Lineage: Eukaryota; Metazoa; Chordata; Mammalia; Chiroptera; Hipposideridae.